AUGCGUUUAAAAACACUACGUAAAAGUCGUCCACCAUUGGAAAUUGAAGGCGCUAUUCUAAACGGUAAUCGAAUGGAUAUAAUCAACACCGAUCUAAGAUCAAUUCAUCAUCGAUCGAAUACAUCAUUCGCUCUACCUACAUCUUUGGAACGAGAUAUCUCCUAUCCACAUCUGACAUCCUAUGACCAAAUGCACGAUAUGAGUUCACAUUCUUUUCAAGAUCCUGAUCUGUUAACCGAGUCCCAAUCAUCGAAUCUUUCGUCCUAUAAGGCAAUUCAACAAGCUUAUCUUCAACAUGGUAUUCGAAUACGGUUUAGUCCACGAAAGAUCGUCUCAGCAACACAUUCGAAAUGUGAAAGACCAUUGACGAGUAGUGCACGACCGCAUACCGCCAGUGCCCGACAAAACUCAGCUAAACCGAUGAUCACCAAACAAAAUCAAGACCAUGAAACUGAAUCAUACGAUAGUCCACAGCAAGGCUCGUCGAAUGAUUUCGAACAGAACCAUGUAAAUAAUAUUUCCGAGGAGGAAAUUCUUGAAGAUUGUUAUUCAACAUCGUUCAUCACUAGUCAACAUUUUCACUCAAGUACUCCAUCAGAGAAGACACAUUUUACGAACACAAAUACACCUACAACAGCAACGCUGUUAGAUGACGAUGAUCCGGAUAUGCUUUACAUGAGUUCUCUGUUGAAAAUUGCAAGUGUGGAAUCUUUUCGAGACGCAAAUCGUCGACAUGGAGUGGUACGUCGAACAUUUUCUGCUCGCUCUUAUUCUAUGAACGACCGAUCGACAUCAGCGAAGCUAAAAGAAGCCCAUGAAAGAUCAUUGAAUUAUCAUACAAGUUCACUUUCACGAAGUACAACAAAUCCUUCCCUCUCAACACAACCUUCAAAUAAGAUCGACAGCGAUAUCCGUAAACAUGUAUCCAGAAUGCAGAAUUCGGCAAAGACUAGCUCAACUAAGCUCUCCGGCACACAAACAACACGGGCCAGUAGAGCCUCAUCGAGAGACAUGCCGAUCACUAACAAUGGAAUUAGAAGAAACUCCAGUAAUAAAUCAUCCAAAUCGAUGAACUUAGAACCGCCCGAUCAUAUUUUGACUCCAUACCAACGUACAACAUCCAUAUCAGUUGAUGAUUUUCCCAUCGCGAAAACCAUCUCGAUGACAGACCCUCGCAAAAGAUCGGCCAAACAUUUGAAAGCAACUGAUGAAAAUCAAUCUCAUCUCAUUGCACAAGAUCAGUCCACUUCACCAUCUAACUCAACUAACGCAGAUUCAUUACUCAUGCAGACAUCUCCAUGUGGCCCGUCUCCUCGAGUUCGUGUCUUCGAUUCUAGUUGGUGUGAGCGUAGUAAUAGCUUCGAAGGCGACGGACGAAGUUUAUCAUCAUCAAGUGUUGUUCAUAUUCCCGGCUCAAUUUUAUCUGGACAAUUACCGACUCCUGCAUCACGUCGAACGCAUAAGAGGGUUUCAUUCUACGAAGAACCUCAACCUGUUGUCCUAACAACCACAACUUUUGUAUGA
Messenger RNA from Adineta ricciae, 1524 nucleotides. Lineage: Eukaryota; Metazoa; Rotifera; Eurotatoria; Adinetida; Adinetidae. The record is from the annotation of a GenBank genome assembly.